Messenger RNA from Thermothielavioides terrestris NRRL 8126, 1738 nucleotides. RefSeq lists its product as uncharacterized. The transcript is spliced from 4 exons. NCBI's taxonomy places the organism in Eukaryota, Fungi, Ascomycota, Sordariomycetes, Sordariales, Chaetomiaceae. Bases 95 to 1615 code for a protein of 506 amino acids. The record is from RefSeq and is a predicted model, not a curated record.
CCCUUGUUGCAAGUCGUUCCAAAGCGAACCCCUCCACCACUCGACUUGCGCCUCCGCUCCUUCGCCUGCCUCAUCUGGGGCACAAUCCGCCACCAUGUGCAGGUUCCUGGUGUACAAAGGCAGCGACGAGAUCCUGCUCUCGAAGCUCGUCCUCGAUCCGGCGCACUCUAUCCUCAAGCAGUCGUUUGACUCACGCCUCCGACUUGACACUCGUCGCGGACAGAACAAUGCCGAUGGCUUCGGCAUUGGCUUCUACACCGACCCGAAACUCGGCGCCGCGCCGUGCCUCUUCACCUCGACCACACCCGCCUGGAACUGUGUGAACCUGCACCGAUUGGCUUCCAAGACGGCGUCGCGGUUGAUCUUUGCCCACGUCCGCGCGACCACCGAAGGCUCUCUGAGCGAGGACAACUGCCACCCAUUCUGUCACGGCAGCUUGAUGUGGAUGCAUAACGGUGGCCUGGGCGGGUGGAAGCAGAUCAAGAGGAGGCUCGGCGAACGGCUGGCCGACAAGUGGUACCUGGGCGUAGUAGGCGGGACCGACAGCGAAUGGGCGUUCGCCUUGUUCCUCGACACCCUGGAACGUAUGGGACACGACCCCAGCUCCCAGCCCGAGAACGGCUUCGGGCCGACGGUGCUCAGGAAGGCGAUGCUCAAGACGAUUGCCCUGAUCAACGAGCUGAUCGACAAUAUUCCCGAGAGCGUCAUCCACGCCGAGAACGUGGACACCAGGAGUCUCUUGAACUUCGCCGUCACGGACGGCCACAGCAUCAUCUGUACUCGUUAUGUCGGCAGCUCGUCCGACGAGGCUGCCAGCCUGUACUACUCGUCGGGCACGCUGUGGGAAACGAGAGCGCCAACGCCCGAUAGCCAACACUACCUGAUGGAGCGGAGCGAUAAGGGGGCGGAUGUGGUCCUGGUGGCCAGCGAACCGCUGACGUUCGAAAGAGAAAAUUGGGUUAACGUCCCAACCAACUCGAUUCUCACAAUCCACAACCAGACCGUCAUGGUCCACCCAAUCAUAGACCGGUACUACGACCGCAAUCCACACCACCGCCGCUCAACCGCCUUCGUCCGCACCAAGGGACUCUCUGCCAAUGAAAAAGAUACAUCUCGGUCCGGCACCCCCUUCAGUCCCCCAGGCUCCAUCCCGGCGAUUCCCUCCGCACCCCACUUCCCCGAGCAGCCGGAACCGCACAAGCAGCGCUUCCGGGGUCCCACCAUCCCGACCAUUCCCUCCAGUCUCUCCCGCUCCUGCACGCCAGACGCCUUCUCCUCCACCGCCUCGACGCUACCCCACUCCCGCACGCCCCUCUCACACGCCGAAACCGCGGCGCCAGACCCGCAAGCCCUUCAAGUACCUCCCCCGCCGACGGACAUCAGGGCGCUCACCGACCCGCCGAUCGCCCGGCCCGCGCCGCAGCAGCCGCCCGCGCAGGGGAACAUCAAGAAGAAGCGGGCGUCGCUGAGCGCGGUGGAGGCGGCGGCGCACCGCCCUGGCGCGGCGGCGAUGGCGCAGCAGUACUUUGACGCGAGCCCCGUCACGCCGGAGCCGGUACGCACGGAGUUUGGCAAUCCCAAUAAGAUCGCGCGGCUGUUUCCUGAGUUGGCGUAGCAGUGAGGCCGGGUCGCAGCGUGGUUCUCUUUUGCGUGGUGUUGGGCAUGGUGAGGGACAGGAAUGGGAUAGGGCUUUGAAGAUCGUUCGUUCGAGUUAGGCGACUGGCGUUUUCAGGGUGGG